CUCGCCGCUGCGGAGGACGGAGACGAGGCGGCGCUGGGCGCGCAACCCGGAGAGGACUGGAGUGCAAGGCCGGUGGCAGCGGGGAAAGCGGCCGCGUGGCCUGGGAGCCAGGCUUGCAGCGCCAAGCAGCCACCGGAGCUGUGGCAGGAGAUUCUCAGCCUGGCCUUUGAGAUGAUGGGACUGGGAAACGGGCGUCGGACCAUGAAGUCACCGCCCUUCGUGCUGGCUGCCCUGGUGGCCUGUAACAUUGUCUUGGGCUUCAACUACUGGAUUGCGAGCUCCCGGAGCGUGGAUCUCCAGACGCAGAUCAUGGAGCUGGAAGGCAGGGUCCGCAGGGCGGCCGCCGAGAGGGGCGCUGUGGAGCUGAAGAAGAACGAGUUCCAGGGCGAGCUGGAGAAGCAGCGGGAGCAGCUCGACAAGAUCCAGUCCAGCCACAACUUUCAGAUGGAGAGCGUCAACAAGCUGCACCAGGAUGAAAAGGCGAUUUUGGUGAAUAAUAUCACUACAGGCGAGAGGCUCAUCAGAACCCUGCAAGACCAGUUAAAGGCGCUGCAGAAGAAUUACGGCAAGCUGCAGCAGGACGUCCUCCAGUUUCAGAAGAACCAGACCCACCUGGAGAGGAAGUUCUCCUAUGACCUGAGCCAGUGCAUCAAUCAGAUGAAAGAGCUGAAGGAGCAGUGUGAGGAGCAGAUAGAAGAAGUCACCAAAAAGGGGAACGAAGCUGUGGCUUCCAGAGACCCGAAUGGAAAAAGGGAAGACAGCCAGCAGCCCCACGCAUCCAGUGAGCCUCAGCCCCGGUUGCAGGAAGCAGGCCUGUCUCAGGCAGAGGGGCCACAAGGGAAAGGAAACACGCCCAGUAGCAGCAAGCCCCAGACACCACCCCCCAGUUCAGAGGCGGCUUUGGAUGUGAGGAGAAAGGGUGAGAAAGAGGAGACCAAUGACAUUGAGGUCCGCAGUGAGGAGGAGCUGCGGAGGGACAGCCUGGGGCUGCCCCGGGAGCCACACCAAGAGCAGGCCGUGGAAGAAGACAGACAUGCAGAAGGAGGAGCCGUGGGACACGCUGGAGACCUUGGCCCAACCCCGCAGGUGCCAGCCACCCUGCUGUUGAGCCAGGAAAACCAGGAGGCGGAGGAGCCUGAGCGGGACCAGCUCGUCAUCCGGGACGGGCAGGAGGAGGAGCAGGGAGCUGGCGAAGAAGGGAGAAACCGGCCAAAAAUGGGAGGAGACGAUGACUACAACAUGGACGAAAAUGAGGCCGAAUCGGAGACAGACAAGCAGGCGGCCCUUGCAGGGAAUGACAGAAACGUAAAUGUUCUUAAUGCUGAAAGUCAGAAAGGAGACAGUAAAUUUACUUGAUCAGCAUGAAAAGAGGAAUCACGUACUCUGAACCAAACUGGAAUCACAUACUUCGUGUCAGGAUUGAACAGCGAUAACCACAGAAUCUUCACGAGGGACUGAAUACUGUGAAAUGUACUAAGUAAAAUAUACAUCUGAAGAUGAUUAUUAUGGGAUUUUAGCAUGUACUUUAUGUAGGAAAGUGAGAUUGUUUUUUAGAUGUUUUUUGGGGGGUUACUUUUGAAGCAUCCCUAUUAAAGAUGUUAAAAUGUG
This is a messenger RNA of Phyllostomus hastatus (greater spear-nosed bat), 1608 nucleotides long. RefSeq names its product golgi membrane protein 1 (gene GOLM1). The coding region runs from base 172 to 1356 and encodes 394 amino acids. The record is from RefSeq and is a predicted model, not a curated record. The transcript is spliced from 10 exons. Gene Ontology annotation, cellular component: Golgi apparatus. Lineage: Eukaryota; Metazoa; Chordata; Mammalia; Chiroptera; Phyllostomidae.